Trichoderma virens Gv29-8 is the source of this 1369-nucleotide messenger RNA. It is a transcript of the gene ypt1, whose product is annotated as secretion-related small GTPase YPT1. The transcript is spliced from 5 exons. Gene Ontology annotation, molecular function: GTP binding; GTPase activity. The record is from RefSeq and is a predicted model, not a curated record. Lineage: Eukaryota; Fungi; Ascomycota; Sordariomycetes; Hypocreales; Hypocreaceae. The coding region runs from base 128 to 736 and encodes 202 amino acids.
GGCCAGCCGACGCUCCUUUGACCUCGAGCCAACCAUCCGCUUCGAUCGCCACUUUGACCAACUUGCACCUCUUCAAGCCUCUGCUUCUGUUUCCCUUGUUCCAACAACCGCCCAAAACACCGCCAUCAUGAACCCCGAAUACGACUACCUCUUCAAGCUCCUCCUCAUCGGUGAUUCCGGUGUUGGAAAGUCUUGCUUGCUGCUGCGAUUCGCCGAUGACACCUACACCGAGUCUUACAUCUCCACCAUCGGUGUUGAUUUCAAGAUCCGAACGAUAGAACUCGAUGGCAAGACCGUGAAGUUGCAGAUCUGGGAUACCGCCGGCCAGGAGCGUUUCCGAACCAUCACCUCGUCUUACUACCGCGGUGCUCACGGCAUCUGCGUCGUCUACGAUGUCACUGAUAUGGACUCCUUCAACAACGUCAAGCAGUGGCUCCAGGAGAUUGACCGGUAUGCCACCGAAGGCGUCAACAAGCUGCUCGUAGGCAACAAGAGCGAUAUGUCCGAUAAGAAGGUUGUCGAGUACACCGUUGCCAAGGAAUUCGCUGACAGCCUGGGCAUCCCAUUCCUCGAGACUUCCGCCAAGAACGCCAGCAACGUUGAGCAGGCUUUCCUGACCAUGGCUCGCCAGAUCAAGGAGCGCAUGGGCACCACGACUGCCAACAACACGAAACCCAGCGUGCACGUUGGCCAGGGCCAGGGUGUCGGCAACUCUUCCAGCAGCAGCUGCUGCUAAAUGUAUUCCCCUUUGAUGGUUUCGUGUGGUUCGCUUUGUCGUGGCCGAGUCUGGUGACAGGAUGAUUAGAGCAGUGUGACGUCCUCUGGGAAACGACUGAACAAUGUUUGUUAUGACCUUUUUCUCCAUUAUUCUAGGGUUUCAGUUUGCCCCAUUUCUGCGCAUAGAUUACAUCAUGUCUAGUUGGAUCUCGCCCCUUCAGACACACGCACGCACAACGUGGCAAUCUCGCUUGCUUUUUAGGACACAUUAGGGUCGGACGGGAAAGGGAGAAGACGGUCAUACGGGAGGAAGGACGUGAUACACUUUGGGAACAAGGCGCAAAAUUCAAGAGAGAUGAGGACCUUACGGUUGCGCUAGCUGUACUUUCACGCCUUCCUUUUUUCCCAUAAUGACUCCCUCCCACAAAGAUAUCUAUGUGGGAGAAUAAUGGACGCUUAUGGAAACUAUGGCCUUUGCAGCAAGCUUUGGUUUUUUUUUUUUAUUAUGUUGGUAUUAUUUGUUCACUAUCUUCGUCGCUUUCAGCUUUUCGUGGUGCUUCAUCCCGGAAGGCUUUCCGGUACCUUUUUUCGUCUUCGCAACCCUUCUUUUUACGGGAAUGGGGGGUACCAUUAAUACACAGGGGAAUUGCGC